This is a messenger RNA of Lethenteron reissneri (Far Eastern brook lamprey), 3772 nucleotides long. RefSeq lists its product as uncharacterized. The record is from RefSeq and is a predicted model, not a curated record. Gene Ontology annotation, molecular function: guanyl-nucleotide exchange factor activity. Lineage: Eukaryota; Metazoa; Chordata; Hyperoartia; Petromyzontiformes; Petromyzontidae. Gene Ontology annotation, cellular component: plasma membrane. Gene Ontology annotation, biological process: Ras protein signal transduction.
AUGGGACUCGAGGGCAAGAAUCGAGCGACCGACGGCAGAGAUGGGACGGAGUGGACCGCGGCGAGCGAGCGCGAGAAAGGGGCCUUGACUGUGGCCCACUCGCCAGGCCACUUGCUCUGCCCCCCCCGCCCCCCCCCGCGGGGUGCGGGGAGGGGCUGCCGGGCUGUGCGCGCUGCGUUGCGAGGCGCGUGUAGCCGCAGUCGGGAGCACACGGUGGGCAGGCAUGGCCGAGAAGAUGGACAAGGCAGACCGUUCCCUCACCGAGAGACUCAUGGGCGCCUGCACCCUCCGCGGCUGAGCCGCAACCUCUCCCUGCGCCGGGAGAACUCGGCGGCGGCGGCGGCGGCGGCGUCACGCGGCCCCAAGACGACCGCCGGGGGGGCGGCUGGCGGAGCGCACACCAUCGCACGCAUCCCCCACGCAGGCGGCGACCAGAGGCGGCCGCACACCGCGUGCGAGCUCGAGCGGCUGGAGGAGCGGGAGGAAAAGCGGGCGGCGGCGGCGGGCAUUGCCACCGGGAGGGCGGUGAGCGCCUGCGACGUGGCGGUGGCGGGGGGCACCCCGCUCGCGGAAGAGGGGGGCACCGCGACGACGUCCGGCGAGGCCGGGCGGCGGCCACCCCCGCCGUCGCCUCCCGAGAACAAGCUGUGCUCCCGCCUGUCCCUGCUGCAGAGCGAGGCGCGCAUAUCCCUGCGGUACUUGACGAUGGCGGCGGAGAGGGCCGCUCGGGAACAGGUGUGCGGGGCGGCAGGCAGGGUGCUCGAGUCCGUGAGCAACAUGCUCGUCUGCGAGGGGAUGCCCAGCAACAGUGUGCAGGAGGCCGCGGUGUGCUCUGCGCUCGCCCGUCUCCUGCACUGGGCCGACCAGCACGCCCUGACGAGCCGAGCCUUCACCAGCGUCGACACGGCCUUGCAGCAGCUCGCCGCCGACCUCAACGCCGCCACGCAGGAGCUCAUCGAUUGGCUGGCCACCGAGUCAGGGCGGCGGAUUGGUCGAUCGAACGAUGACAUCACAGCCCCGCCCAAGCCGCCCCGUCCGCCUGGCCUCACCUUCCUCAACACCUACAGCCCCCCGAUGCUCCCGGCAAAGUCCUGGCGCACGCCCGGAGGAUCGGUGAGGAACGGCGAGAACAGGGAAACUUUCCUUGGAGACGUGACUCCCUUGCCGACUCCGAGUGAGCUGAUGGCCUUCGACCUCCUUUCAAUCUCCGCCGCCAACUCCGGGCACGGGACAGGAAGUGAUGUCAUCGGCGAAGCGUCCCCGCCACCGCUGCCAGAAAAAAAAGCCCACGUGCAGACCUACAUACAGAUGUGUCGGGAUUACAAGACUCCCGACGCCACGUCGUUCAUCGCCAUGAGACCCAUCGACUACCGCCUCAUGCCCGACAUCCAGGACAUCCAAGCGACCGUCGGCGACGCCCGUGCGGCCCCUCCGCCGGUCCACGAGAGGGCCCCCCGCGCCGUUGGCGGCGCUCCCCACGCGCCGUCCUCCCCCGGCGAGCGAAACGAUUCCCCCUCCGGCUCGCACGCCGACGGUCGGCCGGGUCCCUCGGCCGCGAGCGGCGAGGCCACGUCGGACGCCGGGGCCGGGCCCGUCUCGCCGAGCGGCGGCCGAGAAGGCGGCCUCGGCGGCGGCGAUCGCUUACCCGGCGAUCUACCGGCGGUCGUCGUCGUCGACGAGACGCCCGUGGCGCCCGCGGGCGACGGGCAGGGGGAGGCUGUCGAGGAGGCCCCUGGGGUGGACGCGGCGCCGAGCGCGACGAGCAGGAGUCCCGCAGGAGACGGCGUGCCCACGAUGGGCGGAGCGAGCCCGUCCGUCGCCACGCCCUGCUCGGAACAAGAAGAACUCUUCCUCGUUGACUACCAAGAGAUCAUCAGGAGGCUGGUGCUGAAGAGCCAGGUUGAUAGUGGACCCGACCUCAAGGGGGGUUCCCAAGACAUCCUCAUCGUCCACGCGACCAUGGCCGAUAAAAAACAGUACCUGGUGUUCUGCGAGGCGUUCAUCGUCACCUACAGGACGUUCAUUUCCUCCGAGGGGCUCCUCCGUAAACUCAUCAUGAGGUACCGGCACCUGAGCAGGACGGAGGACGCGGCGCACACGCGGGCACGCAGGAACGCACUCUCGCUGCUGCUCAGGGUCACCGACGACCUGUGCGUCUCGGAGCUGACGGACGAGGUGGUGUGCCUGCUGGCCGGCGUGGUGUGCGCGUGCGUGACCGGCGGGGACCUGCCGCUGGCUCGGCCUCUGCGGGACACGUUGGUGACGCGCGUAAUGGCGCGGCGCGCACACGCACAGGCCACGAGUGGGACGCCCCUCGCCAGCCUCGCCGUGUCGGCCCGACCGGCCUCGGUCCACGACUUCCGCAGCCUUGAGUUGGCGGAGCAGCUCACUCUGUUGGACUCUGAGCUGUUACAAAAAAUCGAGAUCCCGGAGGUGCUGCUCUGGGCAAAAGACCAGAACGACGAGAAGAGUCCAAAUCUGACGCGGUUUACGGAGCACUUCAACGCAGUGUCCUACUGGGCGCAGACCGUACUGAUCCAGGCCGACAAGCAGUCGGAGAGGGAGCGGCUCGCCCACAAGUUCCUCAAGAUUAUGAAGCACCUGCGGCGCCUCAACAACUACAACUCGUACCUGGCGUUGUUGUCCGCACUGGAAGCCUCGGCCAUCGCCCGCCUGACGUGGCCAAAGAGUGUCACUGAGACGAUGGCAGAGUUCCGCCAGCUGAUUGACAGCUCGGGCUCGUUUUCCAAUUACCGCUCGGCCCUGGAGAAGGCCCAACCCCCGUGCCUCCCCUACCUCGGGCUGAUCCUGCAGGAUCUGACGUUCGUGCACAUGGGGAACCCAGAUCUCAUCGCCGGCCGAGUGAACUUCUCCAAGCGCUGGCAGCAGUUCAACAUCCUGCAGAGCUUGCGUACCUUCCUGCACUGCCGCUACGAGUUCCAGCGCGUCGACUCGGUGCUCUCGUGCUUCGACGGCUUCACGGCGCGCCUGGGCGAGGAGUCUCUCUACGAGCUCUCGCUCGCCAUCAAACCGCGCGCACAGCGGCGCCACUGCGACCAGCUCACCGCCUAGCAGCGCACGCGCCGUUUCCGCGGCAACCGCUGCCCGCGCCGUUUCCGCGGCAACCGCUGCCCGCGCCGUUUCCGCGGCAACCGCUGCCCGCGCCGUUUCCGCGGCAACCGCUGCCCGCGCCGUUUCCGCGGCAACCGCUGCCCACGCCGUUUCCGCGGCAACCGCUGCCCGCGCCGUUUCCGCGGCAACCACUGCCCAGGCCCGUUUCUGUAGUAACCGCUGCCCAGGCCGUCUCCGCGUUUGCCACCGUGACGACCGCGUGAGCGUCCCCCCCCCCCCUCCUCUCUCUCUCGGAUCGUCUCGUCGGCAUUAUGCGCGAGUCGUGUUGCUGGCCUCGAUUCGGCGUGCCGGUGCGCAAGGGGCACGAGGUGGUGCCAAUGGCCCCACUGGCCCCACUGGCCGUGUCACUGGCCGUGUAGUCGGCCACGGUGCACGCGAGGCCCCAGGGACGGAGCCGCGAGUCGAGCCUCAGGCCGGGACUCGGGCAGCGCCAGAGGAGAGUCGGGGAUCCAUACAUGAGAGUCGGGGAGUUCGUGACCGACGACUUCGGGCACGAGAUGUGAAAAAAGUGUUUCUCAAUCUUUUUUUUUUACGUAAGUUUUAGUUUUUAUGUCACGUGUAUAGUUACAAGUGUAUUGUAUCCCAGUGUGGGCCCUCAAUAAAGGGGACACUCGCUGGUGUGCGAGGUCCGUGACGUUCA